Lethenteron reissneri (Far Eastern brook lamprey) is the source of this 5211-nucleotide messenger RNA. RefSeq names its product endothelial PAS domain-containing protein 1-like. Gene Ontology annotation, biological process: regulation of transcription by RNA polymerase II; cellular response to hypoxia. Lineage: Eukaryota; Metazoa; Chordata; Hyperoartia; Petromyzontiformes; Petromyzontidae. The record is from RefSeq and is a predicted model, not a curated record. Gene Ontology annotation, molecular function: protein dimerization activity; RNA polymerase II transcription regulatory region sequence-specific DNA binding; DNA-binding transcription factor activity, RNA polymerase II-specific.
CAGCCCUUCCACCCCCCCCCUCCACGCCACUCGUCAAAGCCUCGCCAGUAGCAGCAGCAGCAGCGUUGUCGCUGCCGCAACCUUUUGUGCGCCUCGCGUCUUCGCGGCGAUGUCGGCGGAUAAAGAGAAAAAGAGGGUGAACUCUGAGCGGCGGAAGGAGAAGUCUCGCGACGCUGCGCGAUGUCGGCGCAGCAACGAGACGGAGGUGUUCUACGAGCUCGCCAACGAGCUGCCUCUCCCCCACAGCGUCACCUCGCACCUCGACAAGGCCUCUAUCAUGCGGCUCGCCAUCAGCUACCUGCGCAUGCGCAAACUGUUGCACAACGGAGCGGUGGUUGAGGACUGCCAAGAAGAGAUGGACGGCCUCUUCGGCAAGGCCCUGGAGGGCUUCGUCAUGGCCCUCACGGAGGAGGGCGACAUGGUGUUCCUGUCGGACGGUGUCAACAAGUGUGUGGGCCUGGCCCAGGUGGACCUCAUGGGUCACAGCAUCUUCGACUUUGUUCACCCAUGUGACCAAGAGGAGGUGCGGGAGAUGCUCGUAUACAGACAAGCAGCGGGAAAGAAAGCGAAGGAGGGGAGCACUGAGCGAGACUUCUUCAUGAGGAUGAAGUGCACGCUCACGAACCGCGGGCGCACCGUCAACCUCAAGUCCGCAUCGUGGAAGGUGCUGCACUGCAGCGGGCACAUGAAGCUGUACGAGGGCAGCGCGGCGAGCGCCGGCGGCGGCGGCUUCCGGGAGCCGCCCCUCGUGUGCCUCGUCAUGACCUGCGAGCCCAUCCCGCACCCGUCCAAUAUCGAGGUGCCGCUCGACAGCAAGACCUUCCUGAGCCGCCACAGCAUGGACAUGCGCUUCACCUACUGCGACGAGAGGAUCACAGAGCUGAUUGGCUACCACCCCGAUGAGUUGCUUGGCCGUUCAGUCUACGAGUACUACCACGCCCUGGACUCGGACCACAUGACCAAGAGCCACCACAACUUGUUUACCAAGGGCCAGGCCGUGACGGGGCAGUACCGCAUACUGGCCAAGGGCGGGGGCUACGCGUGGGUGGAGACCCAGGCGACCGUCAUCUACAGCUCCCGCAACUCCCAGCCGCAGUGCGUCGUCUGCGUCAACUACGUGCUCAGCGGGAUCGUGGAGAACGACACCAUCUUCUCGCUGGAGCAGACCGAGCGUCUCUUCAAGCCCAACAAAGCGGCGGUGGCAGUGGUGGCGGCGGGAGAAGCGGCGAGCGAUGGCACGGAUGAGGAGGAAGACAUGGCGCUGCUCUACACGCAGCUCAAGAACGAGCCCGACGAGCUGGCACAGCUCGCACCCACGGCCGGAGACGUCGUGGUGCCCCUCGACUUUGGCACGGGCCUGGCGUCGUUCGACGACGUUCCGCUCUACAAUGACGUCAUGAUGGCCGCCUCGCCCGAACCCAUGCCGUCCCCGGCGACGCCGACCAAGGCUUUCGCCGAGCUCCCUGCGGCGGUUGUGGCGGUGACGGAGGCCGGCCCCGCGGGCGACUCGUCCCUCACGGCGCCGCAGCAUUCGUCCGGUCCGUCGUCGCCCUCCGGCUCCCCGGCAACAGCUCCGUCCACGGCGCCGAACAGCCCCAGUGAUUACUACUCGGCCGUCGGAGGUGACCUGAAGGUGGACCUGAUUGAGAAGCUGUUUGCCGUUGACUCGGAGAUCAAGGAGGGCAGCUUCAAGCACGAUGACAUGGACCUGGAGAUGCUGGCACCGUACAUCCCGAUGGAUGGCGACGACUACCAGCUGUGCACGUUGAGCCUGCAGGACUCGCUCACGCUGCCGCCCGACGGGUCCACCCUCUCCUCGCCCGGCCAGAGCGAGCGGUCAUCGUCAACGGUGGACGCUCCGACCCCGGCCUGCGGCCCCACAUCGUUGCCCCCCGCCGCCCCACAGCCCCCGUCGCCGUCGCUGGGGUCACCGGAAGGCCCUGCCUCCCCGUCAAGCCGGCACACGGCCACGAUGCCGGCAGAGCAGGCGAACUUAAUCGUGACGAGCAGCCAGAGCAAGUUAGCGCCGACAGCGCCGCCGCCGUUCACCAUGUCCACGGUGCACAUCCUCAUCAGCGGUACGGUGCCGGUCGGCACCACGCUGCCCGGCGGAGUCGUGUCGGCCAUCCCGUGGUCCGGCACCACCACCACCACAACCGGCGCCGUCGUAAGCGCGCCCACCACCAUUGUCCUGCUGCAGCAGGCGCCACGUGCGCAGACCGUCGCCUCCCUGCCCAGCACCGUCGUGGUCAGCGGCAGCGACGUGAGUCUCGCCAAGGCGUCGCUGACGACGAUCGCAAGCGCCGUCAAGCGCAAGUGGCAGACGGGCACCACGGGGCCCUUCCUCCAGCAGGUCGUCAUUAACAAACAGGAAGGUGCCAACAAGACGCAGUUCCUGGCGGAGUUGCCGUUGAAACGGAGCAAGGUAUCGCAAGACGUGGAAGCGGAGGCACUUACGUCAGACCUCGUCAGCCGGCUGCUGGGCCCGACUCUGGAGGACAUCACGCUGCCGAUGCUCAACAGCUACGACUGCGAGGUGAACGCUCCGGUGCAGGACAGCCGCACGCUCCUGCAGGGCGAGGAGUUGCUCAAGGCCCUGGACCAGCUGUCCUGAGCCGACCUUUCACCUCCUCUCUACCCCCAUAACGUCUCUGCUACCCCUCCCACCACCACCACCAGCCCAAUAUAUCUCCCCAUCCAAACUUUUCUUUCGACCCCCCCCCCCCCCCCCACCAAUGUUCAUUUAAGUGUCUCUCGCCUUGCCCCCCUCUCCGUGUGUUUGUCAGUCAUUUGGGUCACUCGUAAAAACAUUGGCGGUGAUUCCCGCCACGGGUUGGUGUGUGAUUUCCUCCACCCCCCCCCCUUCCCGCGUGGCACAGGCGGAACAAGUUGGCAACAGUCACUUUCCGCCGUCAAGUAUAGAGAGACGGAGAGAGAAAAAUGAAAGUAAAAACAUAACAGUUCAACAUUUCAACCGACGAUCCCUCCAGGACAAUGCCUUAUGUAAACUUUUAGAGAUGGGUCCAUCGAGCAAUUUGUCUCUUUGCACAAACAUGUGAGCAUGUUACUCACCCGGACAUGGACACACAUACGUACACCCCCUACAUACAAUCCGUUCCUUUUGUCUCUUUGCCACAAUUGUGAUGGGUGUCAGAACUUGGUCAGGGGUUUGACGACAGCCAGGCUUGUACAAACCGACAGAGGCAGCAACGCUGCAAAUGUAAAUGUUGGAAUCUCUACAUUUCCCCUUGUUUGUGCAGCUAUGAAUUGUAUUUUCCUGUAUUAUUUCCACGUUUUUUUGUUGUAUCGUUUCAAAGCGCCUGUAUGGCAAUUGACAGAGGAGAUGAUCCUGUGACUCAAACCCAAGCAGACCAGAUGAUCUGGCCGAGUUUUUAAUUUUGUGUUUGCGUCCGUGUACUGUCUUGCACGGCUUUGUCUUGUGGCAACAGACGUCCUCUUAGGACGUGAAUGGACAAGUCCAGAGGGACUCAUGAAUACCGGCUUUUUUUUUUCUCCAGAAAAUAUAAUGGUUAACUUAUAUAAAAAAAAGUUAGAAUAACAAUCUAAUAGAUAAAUGGGGGAGAGAAAAAAAAAUCUUUUUUUAAACACACCAGGGUAGGUUGAGUGUAUGUGCUGUCAUUUAUCACCAUUUGGAUCAAUACGCAAAUGGAAACAUUUUUACAAAAUAAUACGCAGAAGUAAUGCUUUUAUUUAGAUUGAGUAUUUUUUCAUAGAUGCCUGAUUGAGUGUAUUGUUAUUCUGCUCAAAUAUAUAUUAUGGUGACCUUCAAGGUGGUAUUUUUUAAGUUUCCAUGCUUGCUUUAGUAGUGGCAUAGUGGCGACCCAUUGCUUCCACGAAUAAUAAUGGUUCAUUUAAACAUCGAGAAUUCACGAGGAUCACGAACCGGCUUCCAGGGUGCGGCAAUACGAAACCCACACGUCUGCCUGCUUCUCUAAUGCUUCUCUUUCCACUGUACAACCGAGCCACACCCGUGCUGAGCCAGCCCGGAGCAGCUCGGGAGAGGUUUUUCUAGCGCAGAACCGGAGCCAUGCCGCCGACGUGGGACGCACUGAAUUGUACGCGUGUCGUCGGCGUUUUGCGUUGAAGCGUGCCGUUUCAACGCAAUGUAUGACGACAAUAAUUCCGGUGUUUUGCGAGUUCACCGUAUCACGGUUUUUUGUGUUCUGGCUUCGGUUUGUAAAGUUGCAGGUGGAAAACCGGUCGGUGUGUAUGGGUGUGUGAGGGGGUUCUCCCCGCGGUGGCGCGGCUCAUAUGUGCCAGUGGAAAAGGGGGGGGGGGUGGUGGUGGUCAAGGGCUGUCCAACGCUGACACGCACAACCUGGGACAGUGCUCGCCCUAAAAGCGGCAUCUGCCACUGCCCAGUACAGAAAGCAAAGAGCGGAAUGUCGGUUCGGUCUCACAAAAGUGCAGUCGUGAGAAACGAUAAAACCUCGUUUCCGAGCUCGGAUCUUUCAUAUGCCAAAAGAUUUUUACAACCGUAAGUUAACGUCGACCAAUUGGGAUGAAAAUUAGGGUUCUAUGUGCGGGGUGCCGAGUGGAAAUCCAGGAUUCUGCUUUUGACUUUACCUCACAAUGUUCGCAUUCGAUACGAUGCAUGCGUUAAGUAGGGUUUGUUUUGUUUCCCUUCCGAAUACUAAGCACCUUGAAAAUUUAACCAUACUGAACUGUUUGCAGUAAGGUUUCAAACCAUUUGUAGCUGAUUACAAUAUCUGUGAGUGUAAUUGUUAAAGGGAGUGAGCGCGUUUGUUUUCAUUUGAGUGCAAUUUAUUUUCAAGGCUGCACAAUUUUGAUAAUUAUGGUUGCCAGUGUCAUGUUCGCUUCAUCGCGCACCAUUUACAAUGGGGGUUCUUUUCACUCGUUGAAUAUUUUCUCCCGAAAUGAUAUCUCGAUGAACUGUCUUGAGCAGCAGCCAUGUGUUGUGGUGUGACUAGGGUGUGACUGCUGGUUAUAGUAACUAGUAUGUAAAUGCCACACACAAUAUAAAUUUAGUUGGGUUGUUUAUUGGGUCUUGUUAGGGAGCAAUAACAGGCUGUUACAAUCCUAACUUCGUGUAUUGUACCUUGUAAGUUUCCUUGGUUUUAAUUUGACACGAGCUCUUCCACGCACUAUCACCUUUAAGAGACGUAAUUUUGUGACAUGUACGUUCUAGUUGUCAUCUGUAUUUUAAAAUGAAAUAAACGAAUAGUUUUA